AUGCAAGUAACUAGCAAAAGUCCGGAAUUGCCACAUGUGCAUCUGUUGCCCCUCUCUUCCCCCACACUCGGUCUAACAUCGUCGCGAAAUCCCGAGGACUUUAUCGGAGAAAACGAAAAUCGCCCUCCACUUCACUUCGCAUUUGCAACAAUGGCUUUCCCUCAAUUAUUAGUAGGCAAGGUUGCCGCCAUCACAGGCGGCCUCACAGGAAUUGGUAGAGUAUGUCAACGGUCAAUUGGCUCUUCCAAUGAACGCAGGCUAACUAAACAGGCAAUUGCUCUCGACUAUAUCCGCCACGGCGCGAAAGUCUCAAUCAGUCAUUUGGGCGGCGAGAAGGAGACAGCAUUACUUGAAGCACUUCGCAACGAUGUGAAAGACAUCGAAGCCGAAGCACUCGCUCGCUUUAUCACAGUAUCAGGCGACAUUUCACAACCAGAAACGGGUCGCAACUUUGUCGCAAAGACCGUCGAGACCUUUGGUCGACUCGACGUGUUCGUAAGCAAUGCAGGUGUCUGCCAAUUCGCUGAAUUUCUCGAACUUGAACCCUCCCUCCUGAACCACACAGUCUCAACCAACCUCUCAGGCGCGUUUUUCGCGACUCAAGCCGCCGCGCGCCAAAUGGCCCAGGUACAAUCACCGCCUGGAGGUUCGAUUAUUGGCGUCAGCUCGAUCUCUGCAUUGGUCGGUGGCGCCCAGCAAACUCACUACACACCCACUAAGGCGGGUAUCUUGAGUUUGAUGCAGUCGUGUGCAUGUGCACUUGGAAAGUACGGCAUUCGCUGCAAUGCGUUAUUGCCUGGUACUAUCCGCACACAGCUGAAUGAGGAGGACAUGAAGGAUCCGGUGAAGAGGGAGUAUAUGGAAGGCCGAAUUCCGCUCGGCCGACUUGGUCAACCUAAGGAUUUGGCUGGCCCGGCUGUGUUUUUGGCCUGCGAAGAGCUCAGCUCAUAUGUGACCGGUGCUCAGCUUCUGGUCGAUGGUGGCCUAUUUGUCAAUCUUCAAUAA
Penicillium salamii is the source of this 1005-nucleotide messenger RNA. Lineage: Eukaryota; Fungi; Ascomycota; Eurotiomycetes; Eurotiales; Aspergillaceae. The record is from the annotation of a GenBank genome assembly.